AUGUCGUCCGGGCUCUGUUUGCAAUCGUACUCUCUCGUCGAUCAGUACAAAAGUACAUCUUCUCUUGAACUGUACCCGAAAUUCCUCUUGGCCUUACUGUUUGGGUCUAGCCUUGGGGUUUCCGUUCGGUUUCAUCAUUUGGUUUGGUCUCCCCGAUCUUUACGUUAUCCGCUUUUCGCCCUCACUGAACAAGAUAUUCCUGCAGGAGCAGCGAGUACGACCACAGUCUCUGAGCGAACAGAGCUUGAAGAUUCCGAGCUCGCUUGUAUGGUUGACCGCAACGAUCGCAAGAAUGCAGCAGUCGAUCGCGGAGCCUCGAUUGAUAGGUGGUUGAGAAGGGGGUGGGGUGGGGUGGGGUGAGGCAUACUCCAUGGGAGAGCAAACUGCCGAGCAGCUGCGUGAAAAGACCCGUGCCUGCACUGCAGUGUAUAGCUAGGGACUGUGCACUAACACACUCUGUGGCUGGAGACGGUGCGCGAACUACGUUGGGGCGGCACUUCGAGGUCACGAUCAGCGGUGCAUGGUACGCGAGAAUGGGCAUGGAGGCUCGGCUCGCCCGCCUUCUCACGGAGAAGGCCAAGCCAAAGGCACAACGCGAGACCCAUGUGAUCGGGCCUUGUAAGAGAUCAGGUUCCGAUUCCUGGUUUUAGUAUGGCCUGUUCACGAACUUCAUGUCGCAUUCCACGGUCGACGUAUUUAGCAGGAAAGCACGAGCUUGCCAUUUCCUUCGUAUCCUCACCUAACAUCCUCCCUAGGGCAGUGCCGAAUGUUACGAGUGAAUGCCCAGGGGUUGUUUGAAUUGUACCCCACCUGAUGAUAUAGCGUGGAGCGCGAGGAUGGAGGUCGGCAAAUGGUUGCAGCUGUCUUUCAGCGAUGUUGUCCAAGGGUUGAUGCCCUGUAAUCAAGCUCCACGGAGUUACUUGGCACAGAGAAAUGUGAACAGCCGAUUUGCCACCUGCGAUCUUAGGAAUACUUGGAGGUCGUGUAUUCUGAUCGGAGAGUUGCUCUGUACUUGGAAUCGUGCACGUACUCGCUCGACAUAUGAUGUCGUGACGUACCAUCUUCUCUCGACUGGGGCAAUAUGAGUAGGGAUCCAAUAUUCUGCAAUUUCAAUGGCCCGAUUUCAAUAGACGCUUCGAUUCACAGGCAACUGAAAUACAAAGAUUUGUCCACGGCUUGCCUCAAUACAUGUACAAUGCGGACCACAUCUCAUUGUGAACGAGUUGCUGUCACUUAUCCCCGUCCAUUUAGAACAACUCGUCAGAAUUCCUAUGAGUUCAAAAUCCUCUCUGCGAGUUUCUUCUUGUGUCACACGCAGAUCCAUCUCUUCGUUGUCAAACGUGUUUGCAAAUCUGAACCUCGGCG
Messenger RNA from Marchantia polymorpha subsp. ruderalis, 1365 nucleotides. NCBI's taxonomy places the organism in Eukaryota, Viridiplantae, Streptophyta, Marchantiopsida, Marchantiales, Marchantiaceae. The record is from the annotation of a GenBank genome assembly.